UAUUCUGGAUUCGACUUUUUCUUGGAGGGGACUUGUCAAAAGAAACAGCGUCUGUUGGCGUGGCGAAGGCAAACAGCCAUGCACCUGAAUCGAGAGGACGAGGACGGAAAAGGUUCUUUGUCUCUGAGUGUGUUCCUAGUAUCGGUGGGUUUAACAGUGUGUGUGAUAUGGCUGGUCGCGCUAUGCGGGGUCUGUGGAUGGUGCCAACGCAAACUGGGGAAGAGGAAUAAGCCGGGGGUGGAGACUGCGGGAACCCCAGACUCGGUGUCUGUGUCUGGGAGAGGCAGAGGAGAAAAUAAAGCCAUCAAGUAUGUUGAUCUAGACAGGGAUUUUUGGAAUAACAAUGACAGCAGCACUGUGCAGCAGCGCUGGAGCUCCUAUCCACCCAAGGAGUUCCUUCUAAACAUGUCCCCCUACGCCCCCUACGGAGACCCUCGCCUCACGCCCAAAGAGGGGAAGAUGGUUGUGCUGUCUCUCGCAAUUGGAUUGGCCGAGCAAGAUGACUUUGCCAACCUUCCAGACUUACAGGAGGCACCACCAAGCAUGGAAACUACUCCAACUGACAAAAGAACCGCUGGUAACAAACCCGGCAGCAGCCCUAAGGGCCAAACCCCCGAUGAGAGCAACCGUCGGACAGACGCCAACUCUUCUGUCUCAGACCUGGCCAACUCCGUCACCAGUGACAUGCUAAUGUUGUCCCCAGGCUCUGAAGGAGAGGAACACGAAGGGCCAGUGUGCGAGAAGUUGGGCCGCAUCCAGUUUAGCGUGGGCUACAGUUUUCAGGACUCCACCCUAACAGUCAAGAUCCUAAAGGGUCAGGAUCUACCUGCAAAAGACUUCUCUGGAACUUCAGACCCAUUCGUCAAACUCUACCUUUUGCCAGACAAGAAGCACAAACUUGAGACCAAGGUCAAAAGAAAGAACCUCAACCCUCACUGGAAUGAGACCUUCCUAUUUGAAGGGUUUCCUUAUGAAAAGGUGGUGCAGCGCACAUUGUACCUGCAAGUGCUGGAUUAUGACCGUUUCAGCAGGAAUGACCCUAUAGGAGAGGUCUCCAUCCCUCUGAACAAGAUUGAUCUGGCUCACAUGCAGACCUUCUGGAAAGAACUGAAACCCUGCAGUGAUGGAAGUGGAAGUCGGGGUGACCUGCUUGUGUCUCUGUGUUAUAAUCCCACUGCCAACAUCAUCACUGUGAGCAUCAUAAAGGCAAGGAAUCUCAAAGCCAUGGACAUUGGGGGAACAUCCGACCCCUAUGUCAAAGUGUGGCUGAUGCACAAAGAUAAACGAGUGGAGAAGAAGAAGACAGUGGUGAUGAAGAGGUGUUUAAAUCCCGUGUUUAAUGAGUCGUUCCCCUUUGAUGUCCCUGCUCAUAUCCUCAGAGAAACAACCAUAGUCAUCACAGUCAUGGACAAAGACAGACUGAGUCGCAAUGAUGUCAUAGGCAAGAUCUAUCUCUCAUGGAAGAGUGGCCCAGCAGAGGUAAAACAUUGGAAAGACACGAUGAGCCAUCCGCGCACUGCCGUUUCCCAAUGGCACGCUCUCAAAGCUUGAAGGACCUGCCC
Xyrauchen texanus (razorback sucker) is the source of this 1562-nucleotide messenger RNA. It is a transcript of the gene syt7b, whose product is annotated as synaptotagmin VIIb. Gene Ontology annotation, biological process: regulation of calcium ion-dependent exocytosis; calcium-ion regulated exocytosis; vesicle fusion. The transcript is spliced from 11 exons. NCBI's taxonomy places the organism in Eukaryota, Metazoa, Chordata, Actinopteri, Cypriniformes, Catostomidae. Gene Ontology annotation, molecular function: phosphatidylserine binding; clathrin binding; calcium ion binding. The coding region runs from base 79 to 1551 and encodes 490 amino acids. Gene Ontology annotation, cellular component: membrane; axon; synaptic vesicle. The record is from RefSeq and is a predicted model, not a curated record.